CGAAGAAUAAACAGACUCCGUAGCCAUCUAAUCAAAAUUCUGAGAUAGCUUAGAUACCCUCAUCUGAAUGAGAUGGAAUUGUCUUCCAGAACCAAUUUUUGCUUGCACCUCUCUAAAAUCUACUGAACCAGCCUUCCUCAUGUCGACAAUUGGACAAACUCAAUCGAUGGGGUUUCGUUCCUCCUCCUCCUCUAUCAAUAUUACUCCAUCGGUGAAGCUCUCUUCUUCAGCUCCUCUGUCGACUAACUCUACCGGUGAUGCCGUCUUCUCUCUCCAUUACUUAUACAAGCCUAGAAUGGAAUCUCAGACAGUGAUUGCAGAUGGUGUGUCAAAAUUUGUGGUCAACUCUAAUAGCAGUCUUAUCUAGUGAUUUAUUUACAUUAAAAUAAUAACAUAUAGGUGUUUUUUGUUUUUUUGGGUGAACACAUGUGCUGGUUUCACUGAAAUGGAAUGAUAUUAAGUGUGCUGAUUUUUUGGAUGAAUGUAUCUGUCAUUUUUGGGUGAACAUACGUGAUGUUACUUUUUUAGUAAUAUUUGUUGUAUCAACAGUUCAUAAAAGCUUUUCAUUUGGAAGUGGGAUUUUACCCUCUGUGCAUGUUUAUUCAAGGCAUUUACUCACACAAAAAAAUUCAUGGGCU
Cuscuta europaea is the source of this 638-nucleotide messenger RNA. The record is from the annotation of a GenBank genome assembly. NCBI's taxonomy places the organism in Eukaryota, Viridiplantae, Streptophyta, Magnoliopsida, Solanales, Convolvulaceae.